AUGCUGAAAGCGGUGAUGGCCGUCCACUUCGCGCUCUCCACAAAAAGUUUCUCCUCUGCCUUCUUGACCGCCGCCUCCUCAUUGCUUGCCCCUGCGUUCACCGGCGCCUCCGCGAUCGCCAACCCCAACUCCAGCCCAUCCAACAUCGACACGUUCGCCCCCAUCCCGGCAAGGGAGCAUGUGCAGCGGCCGGUGGACCACCGCUCGCGCCUCUGCCGCGUCCGACGGGAGCGGCCGGUCCGCUGA
Epithele typhae is the source of this 246-nucleotide messenger RNA. RefSeq lists its product as uncharacterized. The coding region runs from base 1 to 246 and encodes 81 amino acids. The record is from RefSeq and is a predicted model, not a curated record. The transcript is spliced from 2 exons. Lineage: Eukaryota; Fungi; Basidiomycota; Agaricomycetes; Polyporales; Epitheliaceae.